Molecule: messenger RNA, 371 nt
Organism: Trematomus bernacchii (emerald rockcod)
Lineage: Eukaryota; Metazoa; Chordata; Actinopteri; Perciformes; Nototheniidae
Product: AFG3-like protein 2
Biological process (GO): mitochondrial protein processing; protein-containing complex assembly
Cellular component (GO): m-AAA complex; membrane
Molecular function (GO): ATP-dependent peptidase activity; metalloendopeptidase activity; zinc ion binding
Source: RefSeq, a predicted model, not a curated record
GGAGAUGUUCCCUGGGACAAUAAGGAGUUCAGGAUGUACUUCCUGAGCGGAGCGGCCUUCUGGACAACUAUCUUUUAUUUCUUAUUCUUCAGAGACGGAGGGCGGGAGGUCACCUGGAAAGACUUUGUCAACAACUUCCUGUCCAAAGGAGUGGUGGACCGGCUGGAGGUGGUGAACAAGCGCUUUGUGAAGGUGGCGUUCUCCUCGGGCCAGGCGCCGGUCGACGGGAUGUUCGUGUGGUUCAACAUCGGCAGCGUGGACACGUUCGAGAGGAACCUGGAGGCGGUGCAGAGCGAGCUGGGCAUCGAGGGCGAGAGCAGGGUUCCUGUGGUGUAUACCACCGAGAGCGACGGGUCCUUCCUGCUCAGCAU